Molecule: messenger RNA, 2751 nt
Organism: Suillus subalutaceus
Lineage: Eukaryota; Fungi; Basidiomycota; Agaricomycetes; Boletales; Suillaceae
Product: Mechanosensitive ion channel-domain-containing protein
Exons: 12
Coding region: 1-2751 (916 amino acids)
Biological process (GO): monoatomic anion transport; transmembrane transport
Cellular component (GO): plasma membrane
Molecular function (GO): mechanosensitive monoatomic ion channel activity; calcium ion binding
Source: RefSeq, a predicted model, not a curated record
AUGAAAGACAGACUCCGUCCUCCCCCUUCAUUUGCGCCUCACGAUCCGUUGUUCGUCUCUGACGACACCAGCGAAGAGGACCAUUUUGUGAACUCCACACCUUCGUCUCUUUUCCAAGCUGGUUCAAGCACCUCCCAGCUGGUGCUAGACCGUUAUCCAUCACAAGAUUCAGUUGCAUACCGUUCCCAGGUCAAUUUGAUGAGCAACUACGAAAAAAAUGUUUACAGGUCACCACAAAGCAGCAGACAGGAAAGCGGGGACUCGAAUCCAUCUCACACCAGCAUUACGCAGACAGGGACUCAGAAGCCAUCUGUCCACUAUCAUGAGGAUGUAAUUUCACCACCCGCUACUGGAAGUUACCUCGGAUUUCCCAAAUCAGACUCACGUCAAUCCUCGGACGACGAAGAUGAGGAAGACGAAUUCGAUUGGAGCGGUGACGAGGAUCUCAACAAUGAGGAAGCCAAGUUCGAGAAGAAAAUGGGUGUACAAAUCAAACCUCGCGGCUGGGGCAUUAUUAGGCUAGUUACUCUACUUUUCUCUUCACUCAUCGGGUCCACCUUCCUUGCGGCAGUCUUGAUAACUCCCGCACUCCUUGUCCAUUUCUUCUGGUACAAGCCACACCCAACGGACUACAGGCAUUUUGUCGACAUCAAUAUCGAGGCUUGGCUCUUCUGGGCAGCAGCCAAUGUCGUCAUUUCUUGGGGUCUCGCAAUGAUCAUCGACAUUGUACCUGUCAUCAUACGUGUGGCGAUUGCAGUCACAUGGGGCCAUGUCUCAGAGACCGUUAGAACAAAGCUCGAGUUGUAUGCCUCAAUCAAGGAUACCAUCAAACCUUUAUUCUAUGCCGCGAGCGCCUGGCUCAGCUGGAACAUUCUGUUCCAGAAUAUCUUCAAGUUGAAUGACUCAUCUAAUGCCCAGAAUUAUGCUCGCUACACGGACCGUGUCGCCCAAGUAAUUGAAUUCCUGUUCUUCUUUACCCUGGUGAUAUGCAUUCAAAGGAUGCUCUCCCAUGCUAUUGCGUUUGCAUUCCAUAGGACUGCGUAUAAGGAACGUCUGGACGAAGUUAAGAAAGCCCUCCAAGUGAUAGAAACGCUUCGCAACUACAAGCCCAAAUCAUCGGCCCGUCACAAGUCCCAUAGCUCCCAUCCGAUGUUUGCGACCUUUACUGGGCUCAAUCCGUUCAGCGACAAAGAACAUUACAAUAUUCUCAGUAGCAGAUUGCGCUCUGAGAGCUCCGCACCAAGUGAAGGUGACGAAGCGGAUAUGGAGGACAGAGCAAAGCUGAAGAAGAAAAAGGAUAAAGGGAAACAAAGGCAACGCAAGUCGACCUCAGGAGAUCUCGAGUCCUCGACUACUACGCCAGAACAAUUUGCUUCCAUCGCCGCAACGCCAGCUGCUCACUCCCCAGUCGAAAAGCAUACGACUCACAAAUAUCCUCCUACCCCUUCCAACCAGCGUUCUGUUGACCCAUACACCGAAGAUCACACCAUUGUCGUUCAAGCAGCAAAGGCGUUCAAAACUGCUGUACUGCACGAUGCCCGGAAUGUCAAAGGUGCUACUGACGAGCUUGAUGCGCUGGUCUCUAGUGUGAGCUCAACACACGAAGCAAAGCGUCUUGCCAGGGCGAUAUACAGGACUUUCAGAGAUCGCCGACAUACUUACCUCGUUCCCGAAGACUUCUACCCCGCAUUCGCUACACAGGAUGAAGCCAAAGAUGCUUUCCGGGUUUUCGAUAAGGACAACAACGGUGACGUAUCGCGGUCUGAGAUCAAGUCUUCGCUACUUCGCGUGUACAAGGAACGUCGCUUCCUGUGGCGCAGUAUGCAUGAUGUUAGCGCUGCACUCAAGACUCUCGAUCAAAUUUUGCUACUCGUCGCUCUCAUCAUCUUAUUCUUCAUCUCGUUGAGCAUUUUUGGUGUCAAUGUGACGCAGUCCUUGACGAGCGUAUAUUCCCUCGGUCUCGCAGCCAGCUUCGUAUUCAAGAACUCUGCGAGCAAUGUCUUUGAUGCAAUCAUGUUCUUAUUUGUAACUCAUCCCUUUGAUACUGGUGAUCGAUGCUUCAUCGAUAACGAGAAUCUAGUUGUUAAGAAGAUGAAUUUGUUUGCGACGGUAUUUGCUCGAUCAGAUGGUACUGAAACAUAUUACUUCAACAGUCAGCUAUUCACGAAGUUCAUUACGAACGUCCGCCGUAGCGAUAAAAUGGCGGAGUCUUGUACCAUCCAAGUUGCUUGGCGUACGCCACAAGCAAAGCUAGAUGCGCUUGAGGAAAAGCUGAAUACGUGGCUUUCCACUGAGGAGAACAGGUGGUUCCAGCCGACCACGUCAGUUGUAUUGCAAAACAUAAGUUACCAGCGCUAUCUGGAGUGUACUAUUGGUAUCUCGCACAACUCAACGUGGCAAGACUGGGGCCUCCGGAAUACGCGCAGGACCGCAUUCCACGCAGCAGUUCAAUACUACUGCCGGGAGCUAGAGAUCACCGCAUAUGAGGCACCUAUGCCCAUCACAUAUGCAGAUACUAACACGCAACAAUAUACUGUUCCCCAAGAAGCAGUACUACCCAAUGUCUUUUCAGAUAUCCAGUCUCCUGACAGCCAACGUUCCCCCGAUGCAAGUCGAAAGAGCCUCCUUGGUUUCGUACCUCCGCAGGAUCAAGGUACUCAUUUGACACGUGCACACAACCGUGUGCGCAAAGGCAAGAGUCGCAAAGCAGCUGUGCGGGGAGUGGGUGCGGACGGUGGUGGAAAUGGUUGA